AUGCCUUUCACCAAGUUGCAGAAGAACUCGGCGUACUACAGUCGCUACCAGACUAAGUACAAGCGCCGUCGUGUCGGAAAGACCGAUUACUAUGCCCGCAAGCGCCUCAUCACCCAAGCCAAGAACAAGUACAAUGCGCCAAAGUACCGUCUCGUCGUCCGCUUCACCAACCGCGACAUUGUCAUGCAGAUCGUCACCUCCGAGAUUACUGGCGACAAGGUCUUCUGCGCUGCCUACUCCCACGAGCUCCGCGCCUACGGCAUUGAGCACGGUCUUACCAACUGGGCCGCCGCAUACUGCACUGGUCUCCUGAUCGCCCGUCGUGUUCUCAAGAAGCUCGGCAUGGACGAGGAUUUCGCCGGUGUUGAGGAGGCUGAUGGAGAGUACAAGUUGACCGAGGCUGGUGAGGACGAGGACUCCAGACGCCCAUUCAAGGCUUUCCUUGAUGUUGGUCUUGCCCGCACUUCCACUGGUGCCCGUAUCUUCGGUGCCAUGAAGGGUGCUUCCGACGGUGGUAUCCUCAUCCCCCACUCCGAGAACCGUUUCCCAGGUUACGAUAUCGAGAGCAAGGAGCUCGAUUCCGACACCCUCCGCAAGUACAUCUUCGGCGGCCACGUCGCUGAGUACAUGGAGACCCUCGCCGACGACGAUGAGGAGCGAUACAAGUCCCAAUUCCAGGGCUACAUCGACGACGAGAUUGAGGCUGAUGGAUUGGAGGAGCUCUACACCGAGGCCCAUAAGGCUAUCCGUGAGGACCCAUUUAAGAAGGUUGAUGAUGCCGGUGAGAAGAAGACCAAGGAGGAGUGGAAGAAGGAGGCUCUCAAGUACAAGGGCCGCAAGCUCACCAAGGAGGAGAAGGUUGAGAGAGUCAAGGCCAAGAUUGCAGAGCUCAAGGAAUAA
Cadophora gregata is the source of this 900-nucleotide messenger RNA. RefSeq names its product 60S ribosomal protein L5 (gene RPL5). The record is from RefSeq and is a predicted model, not a curated record. NCBI's taxonomy places the organism in Eukaryota, Fungi, Ascomycota, Leotiomycetes, Helotiales, Ploettnerulaceae. Gene Ontology annotation, molecular function: 5S rRNA binding; structural constituent of ribosome. Gene Ontology annotation, biological process: translation; ribosomal large subunit assembly. Gene Ontology annotation, cellular component: ribosome; cytosolic large ribosomal subunit. Bases 1 to 900 code for a protein of 299 amino acids. The transcript is spliced from 3 exons.